This is a messenger RNA of Haliotis rubra (blacklip abalone), 3506 nucleotides long. Its product is annotated as ubiquitin-like modifier-activating enzyme 6. The record is from RefSeq and is a predicted model, not a curated record. Gene Ontology annotation, molecular function: SUMO activating enzyme activity. Gene Ontology annotation, biological process: protein sumoylation. Gene Ontology annotation, cellular component: cytoplasm; SUMO activating enzyme complex. The coding region runs from base 79 to 3135 and encodes 1018 amino acids. The transcript has 35 exons. NCBI's taxonomy places the organism in Eukaryota, Metazoa, Mollusca, Gastropoda, Lepetellida, Haliotidae.
CUUCCGUUACCGGGAAAUUACGGAAAGAAGCGAUAGCUGGAGUGGAAACACAGUUGGUUGACAAACAAAGAACAGAUAAUGGCGUCAGAAGUUGAGAUUGAUGAUACGCUAUACAGUCGUCAGCGUUAUGUUCUUGGAGACAGUGCCAUGAAGAGGAUGGCCAAGUCAGCAGUGCUCAUAUAUGGCAUGGGUGGACUUGGAGUGGAGAUAGCAAAGAACAUAGUGUUGGCUGGAGUGAAGUCGCUGACCAUCCAAGACAGGAAGACGGCCACUGUUGCAGACUUGGGGGCUCAGUUCUUCCUGAGAGAAGAGGAUGCGAGAGCUGACAGGAACAGAGCCGAGGCCUGCUGUUCCCGCCUGUCUGAGUUGAACCCCUAUGUAAGUGUGGACACCCACACUGACAGUCUGGAUGAGAACUCUGACUUGUCCUACUUGAAGCAAUUCCAGUGCAUCAUCCUCACAGAGUGCCCGCUGGCUGUUCAAGUGAGAGUCAACAAGUUCUGUCGGGAACAGUCUCCUCAGAUUCAUUUCAUCUCGUCUGAUGUGUAUGGAGUGUUUGGCAGUGUCUUCGUUGACUUUGGGGAUGAGUUUGAGGUUGUUGAUGCCACGGGGGAAGAGCCUAGAGAAGUGUUUAUCAACAAUGUCACCAAGGCUGCCCCGGGGGUUGUUACAUGCCUGGACAACCAGAUGCAUGGCCUUGAGUCUGAUGCCACAGUGACCUUCAAGGAGGUCAAAGGGAUGACCUCACUCAAUGGUCAACUUUUCCAGAUGAAAGUGUUAACACCAUACACAUUCAGCAUCUGUGAUACAUCUGGGGAGGAACACAAACCAUAUGAGGGCGGAGGAAUCGUUGUUCCUGUCAAACUGCCAAAGAAAUUCCACUUUAAAUCUUUAGAGAGCCAGCUCACUUGCCCAAGCUUGACCAUUCCAGAUCUGUCCAAGUUCCAGGCUCCUCCCAAUCUCCACCUUGCAUUCCUUGCUCUGGACAAGUUUCUGCAGAUCAACAAACGACUACCCCAUAUCUGGUGUGCUAAUGAUGCCUGUCAAAUCAUCUCCAUGGCAACUGACCUUAACAAGCAAUUGGAAUCAAAGGUUGCAGUCCUGGAUGAAGAUAUUCUUCGAAGAAUGUCCUUCACGUCUAGAGGCUGCCUGGCAGUGCUGUGUGCUGCCAUUGGAGGAUUCGUGGCCCAGGAGGGACUCAAGGCCCUGACGGGGAAGUUCACUCCCCUCAAUCAGAUGCUCUAUCUGGAUGCCAUGGAGAUCCUGCCUGGCCUCGACGCUGACAAGCAGCAGUUUCAAACCAGGGGAGACCGCUAUGACCUGCUGAGGGCUUGUGUGGGAGACGAUGCAUGUCAGAAGUUGGCCAACAUCAAACUAUUCAUGAUUGGAUGUGGAGCUAUUGGCUGUGAAAUGCUCAAAAACUAUGCCCUGAUGGGGAUUGGUUCUGGAGUUAAGGGCAAGAUAACAAUCACUGACAAUGAUCUGAUAGAGAAGUCAAAUCUCAACAGACAGUUCCUGUUCAGACCUCAUCACAUCAGGAAACCCAAGUCCACAACAGCAGCUCAGUCUGUCCUGGACAUUAAUCCAGCACUGAAGAUAGAAGCACAGCAACAAAAAGUGUGCCCCCAGACAGAAGAGAAGCUGUACAAUGAUGCCUUCUUUGAGAGUCAGGACAUUGUGGUGAACGCCCUGGACAAUGUGGAGGCUCGCCGCUAUGUCGACAGCCGUUGUGUGACAACCCAGAGACCCCUCUUAGAGUCGGGUACAAUGGGAACCAAGGGCCACGUACAGGUCAUUGUACCCCACCUCACCGAGUCCUAUGGUAGUCAGAGGGACCCCCCAGAUGAGGAUUACCCCUAUUGUACAGUCAAGUCAUUCCCUGCCACCAUAGAACACUGUAUACAGUGGUCCAGAGAUAAGUUUGAACAACUAUUUGUACAGAAACCUAACCUAUUUAAUAAAUUUUGGUCCAUGAACAAGAAUGUGGAGGAAGUUGUAGAGACACUGCUGCUGGGCAACAAUAUAGAGAACUCCAUCAACAUAGUCAAACUAUCAGCUCAGAGGGCAUACACCUGGCCACAGUGUGUCACGCUAGCGAGAAUCAAAUUUGAAAAAUACUUCAACCACAAGGCCCAGCAACUUCUGCAUGCCUUCCCACUAGACACCAAGCUGCAGGAUGGAAGCCCAUUCUGGCAGUCCCCCAAACGACCACCAACACCUCUGGAGUUCAACCCUGAUGAUGAAGAUCAUGUGGUGUACGUGUCCAGCACAGCUCGCCUGCUGGCUGACAUCAUGGGGGUGCCAUGGCCGAGAGAGGACUUGGAGGCUGCCAACAUUCUGCCACUGAUUGCCAGUGUGACAGUCCCUCCAUUCUCACCUUCCAACAAGAGGAUUGAGACUGACGAGACUGCAGACAAGUCACCUGCUGAAGAAGACAUCGGCGGUGAUGAGGUAGUGCAGGCAGGUCAGAAGUUAAAGGGCGUAUGUCAAGCUGGGAAGGUCACAGAGGCCCUCAGCAGCAUGUACCCUGUAGAGUUUGAGAAGGAUGAUGACAGUAAUGGCCAUAUUGACUUCAUUUCUACCUCAGCCAACCUACGUGCACAGAGCUACAAUAUAGAGACUGCAGACAGACUGAAGAUUAAGCGUAUAGCUGGGAGGAUUGUGCCAGCCAUUGCCACCACUACUGCCGCUGUGUCGGGUCUAGUUUCAAUAGAACUACUGAAGCUGAUAGAGAGGCCAGCCAUAGAGAAGUACAAGAACUGUUUCCUGAACCUGGCCCUCCCCAUCAUGCUGCUGUCAGAACCAGGACCAGUGGAGAGGACAGUCAUCAGGGAGGGGGUGUCCUUCACCAUGUGGGACAAGUGGGAGGUCUGGGGCAACAAGGACUUCACGCUUCAGCAGUUCCUUCACUACUUCAAGGAGACAUAUGGUUUUGAGGGUUCCUCCGUGGUGUAUGGGGUAAAGAUGGUCUACAUGCCCAUCAUGCCUGCCCACAGCAAGAGCCUCAACAUGACCAUGGUGAAGCUCUUGAAGCCAUCGGCCACCCAGAAGUAUGUUGACCUAGUCGUGUCCUUUGAUGAUGAUAAUGAUGAGGAUGUGCCCGGACCACCUGUCAGAUACUACUUUGGAUUGUGAUCCUGAUGCAGCCUCCGUGAACUUGUUGACAGGCUCCUUGACAACUGUGACAAUCAUGACCGGUGUGUGACGUUCUGUUCCAGUGUGGGAAGUUCUGUUCCAGUGUGGGACAUCAUGUUACCAGUGUGGGACGUUCUGUUACCAGUGUGGGACUUGGGGUUCAUCACAUGUCUGCUUUGUGAUAUGCUAUGUAUCGCUACACUUGACUCAUUAUCUAAAAUAUAUUGUGAUAUUUGAUAAGGACUUCUAUUGCAUGAAAUUAUUGGGCCCAUUUGACAAGAGUUUGUUGCUCUUGGGUAUUUUUGGAUUUAACUAAAAACAUGUAUCUAUUUUGGCUCAAUCUAAAUGUUUACAUAAAAUUGAGUCAAGUA